GACACACCACCAGCCACCACCACCACACCACCACUACCCAACCACCAUCACCACCACCACCACCGUGGCCGCCACCGCCGUGCCCCGGUGGAUACCCAUACCCAACUGGGUCGUUGAACAGUGAACAAGAUACCCGCACGGAACACUGAAAUACCCGUCUUGUUAAACUAUUAAGAAUACUUGAAUUACUCGAUAUGUAUUCCUGCGUAUUCAUAUUAAAAUGUAUAUAUAUAAAGGAAAAAUGAAUGAAAGACGAAGUUCGCUGUGCCUAAGUUAUCGUUAUGACCAAACGAGGCUUUGAACGUUAAACAAGACCUGUGCAAGCGUUGAUAUACGCCUUAAGAAACACGUUCUCGCAUUACCCGACUCGUGAACGCCUUUUCAAUGCUCCAUAUACCGAACGCGAACCCAUUACUAACCAAACUAACAACAAUGGCUCUCCAAACGAUAAAUAAACCAAAAAUAAAUUAACCUAAGCAUAAAUAGAAAACAGAAACCGACCCCCUAAUAAUGUAACAGGAAAAAAAGCGGGCUUACCACAACUUAAAUGAGAAGCUAAAGUGGACACUAUUUUAGGAUUGAGAGAGAUUAUUGUUUACAUCUAGGAAGAUUGCUGCGUGAGGCUGGGCCAGGCUAGCUGCAGGCAGCAGUGUGUGGUGAGGCGCCUGCUUGUAGCCUGCUUGUAGCCUGUAGGGGAUGUAUGGAGAAGGAGGAGCGAGGCAAACCCAGGUGUAAGAGCAACAUGCCUGGAGGCUUCGUGACUUAGGCACCAAUAUGUGGAGGUGUCCAACAUGGGUUAGUCAUAAGGGAUCUUCGGCCUCCCACGCCUUGAAGACCCUCAUUAGUGUGUCGACGGUCAUCCUCCUCGGACUCAUAUGUGCCUAUCACGCCCUCGAGGUUCAGCUGUUCAUGAUCGACAACUGUGCAGACGACUGGCGCAUCGCCAUGACCUGGCAGCGUAUCGCCAGAAUAUCUAUGGAGCUGAUCAUCUGCGCAGUCCACCCGGUCCCUGGAGAGUACUACUUCUAUUGGACGACCAAGCUCUCGAACCAGGGGGGCGUGGAGGGCUCUCAGUGGGUGCCCAUCGACGUCACCCUCUCCCUACCUAUGUUUCUCCGCCUGUACCUCAUAUGCAGGGUCAUGUUACUACAUUCUAAGCUGUUCACGGACGCGUCGUCACGGAGCAUAGGGGCUCUCAACAGGAUCAACUUCAACACCCGAUUUGUUCUCAAGACGUUGAUGACCAUUUGCCCGGGCACAGUGCUCCUUGUGUUCAUGGUGUCUCUCUGGAUCAUUGCUUCGUGGACCCUCCGCCAGUGUGAGAGGUAUCACGAUGAAGAACAUGCUAAUCUGCUUAACGCUAUGUGGCUCAUCGCUGUCACUAUAUUAUGUGUUGGGUACGGGGAUAUUGUUCCUAACACGUACUGUGGCAGGACCAUCGCUGUGGCUUGUGGAAUCAUGGGGGCCGGAUGCACUGCCUUAUUGGUCGCUGUCGUCUCACGUAAAAUGGAACUUAGCCGUGCAGAGAAACAUGUACACAAUUUCAUGAUGGACACACAGUUAACGAAGAGGGGUAACGGGAGCAUGGCGCUCGUUGUGGCCGUUCUGCUCACUAAAAUACAAUUGCAGCCUGCGGAAAAGAGGGUUCAUAUUCUUAUGAUGGAAAAGCAGCUCAAUUGGAGGUUAAAAAACUCUGCAGCGAACGUGUUAAGAGAGACUUGGCUCAUCUACAAGCACACCAAGCUGGUCAAAAAAGUCAACCAUGGUCGCGUCCGCACUCAUCAGCGCAAGUUCCUGCUUGCUAUUUACGCGCUGAGAAAGGUGAAGAUGGAUCAAAGGAAACUCAUGGACAAUGCUAACACCAUUACCGACAUGGCUAAGACGCAGAACACCGUGUAUGAGCUGGUGUCGGAUAUGAGUGGGCGUCAAGACGUGCUGGAUGAAAGGGUCAGCUCGCUGGAGGAACGCCUUACCUCCAUCCAAGAGUCACUUGAUGCUCUUCCGGAUGUCCUGUCGCGGUGUCUGCAAAAACACCAAGACCUCUUGGACCAACGGCGCCUCACGGGCCCCUCCUCCAACUCCCUCCAUCCUGAUAUGGCAGCGCGACCUGGCGGAUAUCCGGUCCUCUCAGCAAGUCAAUCUCCAAGAAGUUCAAGUGUCUGGCAACAGCAGCAGUCACAAGCUAGUGCGCCGCCACUGUUUCCUCGAUCAGGGCUAAGUCCAACGCUACCAGCUUUAACAGCACCAGCGACUCCUGUAAAUAUCAUGUCAGGAGAGCGGUCGCCUCCCGCGCCGGGAUCGCUGAGUGCUCAGUCAUUGCCCAAAUCGGAGGCGUGAAGUCAAGCCGUCCAACUGCGGGCAGCAGCAGAAGUGAGAGUAGCAACCGCAGUUGUUUGUAGGCUACUGCUGAUGUCCGCAACCUAUCCGCUUCAAUACUCGCCACUACACCAUCAUUUCUACCAACACCUCCCAAUCCUGCGAUCCACCACAAUACCUAUAAUGGGUACUCAGUGGCUGCUAUGUGGCCAGGUUGCCCGCCACCACUUCCUCCCAUCAAUGUCUACAACCUCUACUCUCUUCCCAUCACUCAGUGCAUAAUGUGAUAUUAGACAAGACAAAUUAUGGCAGGGCAGCUUCUGUGCUCUGUCAACCGUUUGCAGUUUGUGAGACUUCUCUGUGCUCAUCAUACUCUUUGCUAAGGUCGACGCUUACUUCCUAGGGACUACUUUUCAUAUAGGAUAACUGGACUCGUUGUAGAGUGGUGACUUAUCCUAUCCAUGCCCCUCACUGUAUCCGUCAAUAAUGUUGCUAGGUUGUUGUAACACUUCGAAAACGAGAAACAUUACUCUUUUAAGGGAACGAAUACUCUUAGCUCGAAAUCAACACACCCGGACAACUGUUAUUUUCUUGUGGUUGCUACAAUUUCUAACGUAGGUCGGCAAUAUUUAUCAGGCUGUCAGCUGUCCCUGGUGGAUGCUAACACCCUCUGGAGGAAGUCGAUCAUUGUAGAAGAAACUUGAACGUUCCUUCACAAAGGUUGUGGCUCACAACAUGGAUGGCAACUGUCACAUCUGUGGAAGACUUGGUCUUAAUGGGGGCAAACGUCCCUGGUGGACGUGGCAGCUCCGUGAAAUGCGUCUGUAGUCCUGGAAAGAUGGGUUGCUUUCAGAUGGAAAACAACAUCUACAAGCAGAGAAGUUUUCACUAUAAUUAAGUCCUACUAUUGGGAAGAUGGUUCCUGGCGCAUAAUGUCUUAUGAAAGUAGGAAAACGAACAUAAUAACCAAGAAUUAAUGAGUAUUCAAUAACGUUAUCUUUCCCUCGAGGUGCAUGUCCACAACACUGUCAGGUUUAUGCUAAUCAUACACAUGGUGUAAAUUUACGAUACUAGUGUAUGUGCACAUUUCACCCCUGAAUACGUGGCUUAUACCCUUGGUUGUCCAUUGAAGAUAUUCUCGGGCUUAUGUCCACAUUAUUCCCGGGUAUAUUUCUGCAACUUCUGGGUGAUCCAAGACACUGUCCGAAGAAUAUCCUGGGCUGACCCAAACCUAUGCGCAUUUUGCUCCUCGAUAUGACCAUUGCCCUCCUAAGUGUCAGUCCUUGAUGUAUCUUGGAAUAUGUGCCCACCACUCUCAAGUGCCAACUCAAGACACUUCCCAGAAUAUUUUCUCAAUAUUUCUAACAACAAAAAUUACAGUGCCUCCCUGCGAGUCGAGACCCGUAAACCAGGAUGGACCCUCCACUGAGCAACGUCUAUCAAAUUAACACCCAGAAUCUGUGAGAUAUUUGACGUUUCUAAAUUCAUAUAAACUUAUUUUCCAUAUUUAAUAAUACCUUGAUAUAUAAAUAUAUGUGUAAAAAUCUGGAAAUAUGGUUGAUCAUCUUGAUUUAUGUGGUAUCUCUCCAGUGAACCGGAAUUAUCUAGGAAGAUGUCAAGUGUUUACAAAUGUAGGGGACAAUGCUCUAUUAGUUAACGACAGCACCUCCUGGGGGAGGAUGGAUAGUACAUGAGGGCAGACGAUAUUCUCUGGCGGGGCCCCUGAUGGUGCUGUGACUGCUACAUAUCAGACCAGAACCUACCACAGGCUCUGCUACUUAACCCACUCCCAUCACCGCCCAUCCCCUCCCCUCUUGAUCACCCAUCCAAACACACACAACUAUUGUUCAGGUGCUUUUAUGGGCUAUAUACUGUUCUCUUACUCGAUAAGUCUUACUAAGGGAUGACAAUUUUUUACAAAAUAUUUAUAGCUUUCAAAAGUAUUAAGUUUCUUUAUCCCCCCUUUCACUCUAUCCUUUGUGUGGUCAUUUUCGUAUAACUGAAUCACGUGUUUUUAUAAUAUUUUUACAAACACACAAACUCACUCACAUAUACACACACACACACAAUCACAAACACACAUGUACACACACUUACAAGAUUCUCAAAGGAAUUGAUAGGGUAGAUCGACAAUUUAUUUA
Molecule: messenger RNA, 4457 nt
Organism: Procambarus clarkii (red swamp crayfish)
Lineage: Eukaryota; Metazoa; Arthropoda; Malacostraca; Decapoda; Cambaridae
Source: RefSeq, a predicted model, not a curated record